AUGUCUGCCAAGGCUCCCAUAUACCUUAAACGACGAAGCCGCAAAGGAAAGAAGGAAAAGCUGCGUGACCUUCUUUCAUCUGACAUGAUCAGCCCUCCGCUGGGAGACUUCAGACACACCAUCCACAUUGGCAGCGGGGGAGGCGACGACGAUCUUUUCGGUGACCUGUCUUUCCUACAAGGUAAAUUUCACCUGUUACCAGGGCAGCAAGGUCAUCAAGGGUCAUUCCAACUAAGUCGCACAGCGAGCGUAAGCAGUCACCCGGUGCCAGCCAGUGAGAGCUCACCUCUGCUAAAAAACGCCCUGUCGCUUCCUAUCAUUGGAGGGGUGCAGGCGCUCACACUUCCGGCUGUGACUUCAGCAGCAACAGCGACCGCUGAGGUCCCAACAGCCCCGACAACAACCCAAUCGCCCCCAACAUCUCCGUCUCUCUUUCCACCUCCCAAACCUCCCAGACUGCACCUGGAAGAGAGGACAGUGUCACGACAUGCAUCGCUUCCUGCAUCUCCAAACCGCUGUCCUCUUAAUUUGCACACAUCUGGGCCGAGUCCAGAUACUAAGGAAGAUGAGAAAUUUGUGAAGGAUGGAGAUGGGGAGGAAAGGCCGUUUCUGUCCAACGCUGGCUCUAUGCUUUCCCUCCAUCUGGACUUGGGACCAUCCAUCCUAGAGGAUGUGCUUCAGAUCAUGGAUAACCAGAGAACAGGAACGUUCAGUGGGCGACUUACACCUAGUGGACGACAAGAGAUAUAUACCUGAAAGUGAACAAAGACAUGCGAGUCAAAGCUUGAUGGUACAUAAAUGGGCUAAUCACAUUUUUCUUCAUGUAUCAAAACAUUUUGCCAUCUGAGAGAACUCAUUUAACCUGCUGUACAAUGGCAUUUCCUGGAGACUUUGACCUUUUUUUUGCUCAUUAUGCAUAUAAUCUUUGGAAAAGACCUUUGGAAACUGCAGGAUUUUUAGCCUGGAUCACAAUUGAAUCUUUCUCUGUAUUCAAAUGAAUUGUUUUAAUUCAUCUCUAUUAUUUUUGGACUACAAGCAACACACUAAUUCUGACUUUAGAUCUACAUCUGAAAGCAUUUUAGCAAGCACAUCUCAAAGUACCUGCGUUGAGUGUACAGUAUGUACUAUUACAGCAACAUCCUACAGGCCUCCUGGUUUCACUACAGGAAAGAAAAACUGACAUUUUCCUCUUUCAGAGCAGCGAUGACAUCAUCUCCCCCCUCUGUGUUGUUGCAAUUUGUGUAAUCGGGUAAAAAUGCGCAGCUCCUCCCUAAUGAUCUGGACACACAUACGCGCCAGGAGGCCUAUGCGUCUGCACCCUGGGAUUUUAACGUUCUCUUUUUGUUGGGAGUAGUCUUCAUUGUUCAGAAACGGAAACAAAAAGGCUGUUUUUUUUAACAGAGCAGGAGUAUGAAUUUUUUUCCUUUCAUGAAAUACACCUUUUUUUUUUACUGUGUUUAUUUGUUGGUGAGGUGUCUGCAAUCCCUCCGGCUUUGACAGAUUUUCAGGCAGCAGUAGUUUUUCCUUUCUCUGACUGAGCGUGAGUUAUGGGGCCUAAAGAAGGGCUUGUGUUACCUUGGUGUCCCCCAUGUAACCCACCCCACACGGGUUAAUACUUUACGUUCACGGAUUUAGACUGUAGUAUUAUUUUCUUGUCAGGUUAUAAAUUAAAAUAAAUAACUCUUUACUUUUUUUCUAACUUACCACAAAGUGCAUCAAACUGUCAACAAACACUAACAGAAACAGUCAUUUUGCAAUCAGUUUUAUGUGAUGCUACCUUUGCACUUUUUAUAUGAUGCUAACAGCACUAAGAAAACCUACUGUAUUCAUUUAAACUCAUCAGUUCUCAUAAUUAAAGGUACAGUAAGUAACUUCUGAUGCUCUAGCAGUUAAUUAACAAAACUGCAUGCAUCUUGUGGAAGAACAUUGUAGCCGGAGCUACUGUUUUCUCUGUUUAUGUAUGACGAGUCACGCAGGUGCUGGGCUACUCUGCAGCGUUUGUCGUCCUGCUCGGUUUAAAAUUGUCCAAAUAUAAACACUUAUUAUAGGCGUACCAUACUCGCUCAUUAUAUAAAUUUUGAACAUAAAAAGUUACAUAGUGUACCUUUAAAAAAAUCUAUUUGAGAUUUGAAGUAGCCAUUGUUUCUACAUGGGACGCAACCGUUGUCAUGUCACACCGCAACAGCUAGAAGCUGUCCACACUGGAUGCAACAAAGCGACCGUUGCAAAUCCAUUUAUCCGUAGCAGAAGUAACGCGAGCGCUUGGAGUACAUCAGAAGUAGAACAGGACAUCAGUUUUCGGUCAGAAAUUAGUUGUCACUCAAAUUGUGUUGAGUAUUAGUGGUUGUUUCUUUAGGAUUCUUGGUUCCUUAUUUAUUUUUGUUACAAGUGGAUUGUCUUACAAUUUUAUCCUUACAUUGUGAAAUCCAUUUCCAAAGCUGAAUCUAUUUACAAAAUCAUAGUUCUGUGCACUUAACUUCAUUGCUGACAUACUUCUGAUCUAAAGACGAAUUUAAUCCACAAACAGAUUAAAUCCUAUGGUGUACCUUUCUAUUCGGCCAAGUAUUUAUUUUUGUAAGCUUAAAGACUAAUUUCGUUACAUGUAUUAUUAUCAUACUGAACAGGGACCUGAAUGUUAGAAUAAAUAGAUUUUAUUACUAGUCAUAAAUUUUUUUUUUUUUUUACAUUAUAAGCAGUUCUCAUAGCCACUUUACUCCUCAAAUAAUUUGAAAGAGACUGAAUAUGAAAAUAUCUUCACAUUUGUCAUUUUUAUUUCUUACAUCAAUGUGUAUUAUUUUAAAGACCACAUGUAUAACUCAUAUGCAGUUGUAUUUAAUUAAGGGUGAUCAGGGUUAUUGAGGAUCUUAUGAUUUUGCAUCACUGAAGCACAAUUAUAGCAAUAAUACAAAAAAAAAACUAAACAAAAAACAAAUAAAAGUACAAGACCAUAUUAAAGGUCAGACCAUUUAACAACCAAUUGAGUAAACAUAGCUGGAUGGAUGUAAAUUUAAAUAGGGAGGUGCAUUGCUAAAUACCCCACAUGCCUUAACAAGCAUCUCUAAAAUACCUGUACUUUUCUACUCCACCACAGCGAAGUACUGUGAUGAUUCAUGUUGACUAAUAUUAAUGCUAUAUUUAGUUUAUGACAAAUAUAGACUUGGAUUGUAACUUGGAUUUUGACUAUUAAGCUCAAAAUUGCAUAAAUAUAUGACAUUCCUGACAAAGACUUUUUACCAUAAAAAAUACAUCAUGUUUUAGACUGAAGGGGAAACAGCUGCAUCUCUAUAUUAUAGCAUUGCUGCCUUGUCAAUAAAAGUGAAUCAUUAAUAACUUUGGCUACACAUCUUAGCUGAGCAUCAUGUGCCUAUAACAGCUGUUCAGAUUUGCACCAAAAGACAUUUUAGCCCAUGUCUUGGUUUUUAUUGGGCUUUGUCUGAUUCUAUACUGGAUGUUAAGUGGAUGUUUGUUGCUGCUGCUGUACACACUACAAUAGACUUGGGAUAAGACAUAGAAACAGAAACAUAAUGAUCAAUAAAUGCUGAUUUUUGAUUCAG
Megalobrama amblycephala (Wuchang bream) is the source of this 3554-nucleotide messenger RNA. It is a transcript of the gene cdc42ep2, whose product is annotated as CDC42 effector protein (Rho GTPase binding) 2. Bases 1 to 756 code for a protein of 251 amino acids. Lineage: Eukaryota; Metazoa; Chordata; Actinopteri; Cypriniformes; Xenocyprididae. The transcript has a single exon. The record is from RefSeq and is a predicted model, not a curated record.